Molecule: messenger RNA, 972 nt
Organism: Penicillium argentinense
Lineage: Eukaryota; Fungi; Ascomycota; Eurotiomycetes; Eurotiales; Aspergillaceae
Exons: 1
Coding region: 1-972 (323 amino acids)
Cellular component (GO): nucleus
Molecular function (GO): zinc ion binding; hydrolase activity, acting on ester bonds
Source: RefSeq, a predicted model, not a curated record
AUGAUCAUCACAGCACACCCACGAGGACCACCCGAGCUAUCCGAACUAGCAACCAUCCUCCAAAAACAACUCUCAUCGAACUUCGCAAGCGCAACCGUCGUCGUCGUCGAACAAUGCCCCGAUCUCCAACAACCACCCUUCAACCUCGCCGCCCCAGGACUCUCAGGAUACCCCUGGAUAGCUGACAUAGGCGGGCAGUCCAACCUAUUCCCGACUCCGAAUUACAAGGCGCAAUACUCGCUCCUGCAACUCGCGAGAAACUUGCAGAACUCUCCGUCCGGUGGCGCUGUUAUCGGCGCUGGCGCGGCCCCGUUCCAGGAUAUCGGUCGGAAUGCUGAGCUUGCGCCGAAUUUGGCGUGGGAAGGGUACGGGGAUGAGGAUUUCGAGGGGGAUUCUCUGAAGGUGAAUAAUCUGACAAGGGUUGUGCUGGCUGAUCGUGGGGGUGUGCCUUCUUGUCAAAGGACGACUAGCACUAAUUGUGCGCUUAUGAUGAACCUGUACGGCUCCAGUGGACGGCCGGGACCGGUGCUUAAGGUUACGGCUCGAGGUCGGACUGGGGAUAUGAAUUUCACGAAUUGUAUCCGGUUCGGUCUACGUGAUACCUACGGCGACUCGAGACCGAUUAGUAUGGGCGGCGUGUUUCUGCUCAAGAAAGGAAAGGCAAAAUUCCACGUUAUGCCCGACUUCCCGACCGCGGACGAACUCCCUUUUCGAGAUCGAGAGCAGCUUGAGAAGGAGUGGUUGACGUAUCAUGUGUUUGAUGCUCCGGUUGUGUGUUUGUCUGUCUUCCAUAGUGCCGAUCCAGAAGGAUUGGGGUUGAGGAUGGAGCAUACUCAUUGCUUUGAGACGAAUGGCAACAUCAAAGGGGGGCAUUACCACUAUGAUAUUCAGGAUGGGGAUGAGGAGGUUGAGUAUGAGGCUUAUUUGCACCCUGCUUCUACUCUUUACCGGAUUGACAGGCCGAGAUCAUAA